AUGAUUCGGAGCCGUUCGCGUUACUUUGUGAAUCAGUACCAGCAAUUUUCAGGGACGUUAUCCAAUGUUGAAUAUUUAAGAGAUCUAGUGAAAAGGGUCUUACAACUGAUCGAAGAGAAAAGUCCUCCGCAGAGAGCAAGCCGAGAUGGCGGUCUUUAUGUAGGAGCUGGUGGUAUAGGAUACGCUUUCUUCUCUGUAGCGGAGUGCACAGAGUUUUUGAACAUUCGUGAACAAUGCCUUGGAAAAGCCUUGGAGUACAUGAAGGUCCGUUUGCAAACUCUCAGAACAAUCAACUUGAGUUGUGCUCGAAAAGUUGUCGCAGGACGGUUUUAAUUCUAUAUGCGCGCUAGAUAUUUUAUACUAAGGUUCCGUUUGACAGGGUGCUAAACUGAUAACUGAAGCGAGGAUAGUGCAAAAGCAACGAGACCGUUGAAAUAAUUAUCUCUGAAAAAAGAAAAAAGAAAACUAAAAAAAAGAUAACCCUUUACACAGCUUAAGAUAACGCACUUUAAAAUUUGGAUACUAUAAUCAUCAAUUUAACAAACCGUGUAAAUAUCGAACGUUAAAACCAAUCUUUCUUUUCCUUUCUUUUCUUUUAAGGUUAGUCUAGAAGAGGUAUCAACAACGUCUCCCUAUGAUGAUGGUAUUGGGGCAUCAUUUCUCCUAGGACAUGCAGGGAUUUAUGCAGCAUCAGCACUAGUUUUCAAUGCUUUGGGUUUGUAUUAGCUCUAUGAAAAUGAAAUAUUUACUACAUUCAUGAUCAUGUUAAUUAAUACACAAUUUAUAAAACGCAAGUAAGUGUUAUGUGGAAGAGGUAUGCAUGUGGCCUUGAUUAGAGGUUGCUAACAGUGUGCAUUUUCACAAUUAUAUUUUUGUAUUCUUUUGUUAUUGUUGUUGUUGUUGUUGUUGUUGCUGUCAUUUUGCUUUUUGGUUGUUGUUAGGAAUUUAUUUUUUUCUUGAUACAACAUUUCCCUCCAAAAUUUGGCAUAAGUGCCUUAGCACUUGAGUCAAAUUUUGGGUAAAAGGAGGGAUGAUAUUUGGAUUCGGAGGGUGCUUAUACGGUAACAUGUUGUUGCAGGGUGUCAGCAAGAAACAGAACAGUGUAUCCAGAAUUAUCUGGAGAUGGCUAAAAUCUGCCAGCCACUGAAUUUCUUUCGUCCUGGUUCUGAUGAACUGUUUGUUGGUAGAGCUGGUUACUUAUGUGGGUCACUUCUCUUGAACAAAAAGCUUGGCAGGACUGUGGUACCUCCAGAAGUCACCAGACCCUUGUUUGAUGCCAUCAUAGAGUCUGGGCGACAGUAUUCACAGAGUCACCAGUCACAAAGCCCACUCAUGUACUCAUACUACAGGACAGAGUACUUAGGUAUUAUGCUGAGGGUUUCAGUCCUUUGGAAAAUUUAAUAAAAUUAAGCCUGGCAUCAUGCCUCUUACAUUUUGGCAAUAAUUAAUGUCCCAACAAUGUAAGAGAGGGUAGGCUAGACAUUGUAACAGGUAUCAAACACGAUAGAUAAGUACCACAAAGUUGCUGACCCCUCUUUCUCUAGGACAGUUUAUUAUGAUGUUAUCAAGAACAAAAAAUGUGGAAAAUCCUCUAUUUACUACUGUUUGAUCAAAUUGAUUAAUUUUUUAUCUGCUAAUUAUUAAUCUAACUUAUUGUUUAUUAUUUUGUACAUGAUGGAAGACCUUUGUAUGACUUCAAAGAGUUUAAAUAUUGUUUCAUGACCUGUUGAGAGUUGUCAGAGGAAUUAUCCAAAGGUAAUUUUUUUUUUUUCAAAUUUCUAUUCAGGGGCAGGUCAUGGACUUUCAUCCAUUUUACAAAUGCUGCUUAGUUUCCCAGAACAUUUUAGCAAAAGAAAAGAUGUUGAAUCUCUCAUUCAUCAAGCUGUCGACUACGUGCUCACAUGUGAAUGUUCUAAUGGAAACUACCCACCUGUUCCUAGAGAGGUCCGUCACCAAGAAGCUGAGCUGGUACAUUGGUGCCAUGGUGCUCCAGGGAUUGUUUAUCUUUUGGCCAAAGCUUAUCUUACCUGGAAAGAUGAUAAAUACUUGCAGGCCAUGAGGAGGUGUGCUGAUCUUACCUGGCAGAAGGGAUUGUUGCGCAAAGGGCCAGGGAUAUGUCAUGGUGUGGCAGGUAAUGCAUCAUUGUUAAAUAUCUAUCUUACAGUUCACAUCUCUUCCUUUUUUCAUUCAGAACAGGAGAACAGUCAAUCCUAUGUUAUUUUCCAAGUGGAGUCUUGGGAUCAAUAUCAGUAUCUGGGCAACUGCCCACCUACCCCUCCCCUAACCCAACAUUAACCCUAACUUGUCAUCAAUCACCAAUUUUUCUAAGAGGAAAGCAAAGUGGUAAAAAAGUGAUUUGGCCUCAAACGAAAUUCGAACGCUUGCCUGAAGGACCCUGGUGUACAGAAUACAGACCUAUUGAACAGGAACUGUGACAUUUUAUUACUUAUAUUGACAAAAAGAUAUAUAUGAAAACUUUUUUGGAAACGGAAAAGUGGAAGAAACGAAAGCACGGAAUACAGCCCGCAAGCUUAUAUAUUAUAUGUCUCUUUCCUUUCUUUUUUAGGGAGUGGAUACGUCUUCUUAUUGCUCUAUCGUCUGACCAAAGAAGACCAAUACCUUUAUCGUGCGCAGAAGUUCUCGGAAUUUAUGCAGACAGAAGAGUUUCAAAAGGGAGCAAGAACUCCGGACUCACCAUUCAGCUUAUAUGAAGGAUUGGCUGGAACUGUGUGUUUUUACGCCAAUCUUUUAAAUCCUUCCGAGGCGGUUUUUCCAUUCUUUGAAGUCUUCUAGUGAUCGACUAUUUGAAAUACAUUGUCUUAUAUAAGGAUUGAGGGGCCUUAGAGAUUUCCAGUUAAAUGACAAAUGAUAAUAAGGAAAGAGAGAUUUUCCGAGCUGCAGUAUAGUUUGAGCACAGUAAUUUGCAAAUCUGACUCGUUUUUAGAAACCUACUCAAGCAGCAGUUUUACUUUGGUUUUGCUCUUGGAUCUAAAGCGGCAAGGAAAUGGUUUAAAAAUAUUGUAAAAUUUAAAAUUUAGAGAGUUAUGAUCGGGUUGCUUAAAAUAGACCUUAUCCAUGAAUUUCUUCAGAUUCCAAAUCAUGUGCGCUUGAGAUCAGCAAAUGAAUUUUUCGUGGCUCCCUCUUUCCACUUGCCAGUCAUAGCCUGUUUACGUAGAACACAACGAAAACAGUUACACCCACCUCUAGGCAGAGAACCUGUCUCUCACUUCGCUGUGGAUCAUCUUA
Pocillopora meandrina is the source of this 3246-nucleotide messenger RNA. NCBI's taxonomy places the organism in Eukaryota, Metazoa, Cnidaria, Anthozoa, Scleractinia, Pocilloporidae. The record is from the annotation of a GenBank genome assembly.